Paramecium primaurelia is the source of this 1467-nucleotide messenger RNA. Lineage: Eukaryota; Ciliophora; Oligohymenophorea; Peniculida; Parameciidae. The record is from the annotation of a GenBank genome assembly.
GAGUAAAUAAGAGGAGAAACAAGAUGUAAAUAAUGAUAAAACCGAAAGUUAAAUAAAUGCAGAAAAAGCAAAUGCCUAUUAUUGGAAAGGUAUUUGAUCUUAUUUUUAUAAUAAGGAAAUGCCUUACAAAAAUUCGGAAUGUAUUAUGAAUCCAUAGAAGCCUACUCUGAAGCAAUUGAGAUUGAACCAACAAAUGCUAAGGCAUAUAAUGGCAAAGGUGAAUUUUAAAAUCUAUCAAAAGGAUUUGUUUUAUAUUUAUUAGGUUUAUAUGAUUAAGCUAUAGAGUAAUACUCAAAAGCUAUUGAAAUUGAUCCAUAAUUUUCUUUGCCUUAUAACAAUAGAGGCAAUUAUUAAUAACUAUAAUAUAGGAUUAAUAUAUUAUAUAUUACUUUAGUAUGAUAGAGCUGUUGAGGAAUACUCAAAAGCAAUUUCGAUUGAUCCAUAAGAUUUUAUAUCGUAUUACAAUAGAGGUGAAUAUUCUAACUAUUGAAUAGCUAUUGCCUAUCAUUAUUUAAAGAAUUAUGAUGAGGCUAUAAAAGGUUUCUCAUAUGUAAUUUAGAUUAACCCAAAUUAUGCAAUGGCAUAUUUCAAUAGAGGUAAUAGUAUAUAUAAUAGAAUUAGGAAAUACUUAUUUAGAAUUAGAUCUAAUUGAUGACGCUAUUGAGGAUUUUAAUACAGCAAUUAAGAUGGACCCAUAAAUAACUCUUCCAAAAAAUCUAGGUUAUUCAUUAUCUUAUUGUUUAGAAAAAAUUGCUUAGACCAAUAAUAUAUACUCUGAGGCACUAGGUUAUUUCUAGAAGGCCAUUGAACAAAAUCCAUAACAUGCCAAGGCUUAUAACAACAAAGGUAAUAAUAUAUAUCUUAUCAACAGGAUUUGUUUAAUAACACUUGAAAAAAUAUGAUGAUGCUAUAAAAGAUUUCUCAGAUGCGAUUAAGAUUGACCCAAAAUUAGCCACAGCAUAUAACAAUAGGGGUGAAGAUUAUUAUUUUAUAGUUAGGAAAUGUUUAUUAUCAUUUAAAGAAAUAUCCUGAAGCUAUUUAGGAUUACUCAAGUGCAAUAAAGAUUGAUCCAAAAUAUGUAAAGGCAUAUAAUAAUAGAGGUAACUAACUAUUCACAAUAAAUAAUUAGGAAAUGCUUAUAUUAAAUUAAAUAGAGUUGAUGAUUGUAAUAAGGAUUACGAAUUAGCAAAUAAAAUUGACCCAGAAUAUAAGAAUAAUAAAUGUAAAUAUUAAGAAUUAAUAAAUAGGGAAUGUUUAAUACGAUUUGAGUAUGUUUAAUAUGCCAAAACAAUUCGAUUGUGAAUUUUAUUAUUAUUAUUAGAAAAAUAAAUUUAGAAAGAUAUAAAUGCAAUUGGGAUAGACACAUCAAUAACAGUAGCCAAUUAAUUAAAAGGUGAAUAUUAAUAACUUAUUAUAAGGAUUAACUUGUUGUAUGUUGAAAGAUUAUGAAAAAGCAUUGAAUAACAU